Messenger RNA from Closterium sp. NIES-67, 280 nucleotides. Lineage: Eukaryota; Viridiplantae; Streptophyta; Zygnematophyceae; Desmidiales; Closteriaceae. The record is from the annotation of a GenBank genome assembly.
CAAACACAGCAAAUGGAGCAGGUUGAAAAGGAGACGCAGCCCAAGGUCGCCGAGGCCCAUACGAUGGGCAACAAGAGUGCGCAUUUUGCCGAGACGGAAGACGACGACGACCAUGCCGACGACGCGGGCGAUGAUGACGACGAUGACGAGUCGAUCGACGAGAGUGAAGACGAGGAUAACGAGACCAACAACGAGGAAGAUGACGAGGAGGAGCCCCCGCCACCCUUGAAGAAACCGGCGGGCAAGCUGCGUUGACGUGCAUUGAGCCGAGAUUUGUUUC